UCCGCAUGUUGGUAAUCCUGGUCUUGACCACAGGAAAAUAAACACAGCAAGGCUAUUAAGUGUUUUGUUUUUAUCUGUUACUUUCAUGGUUUGUAGGAUACAUAUCAUAACAACGUAGUAUUAUGCUGUUGUCAUAUUUCCUUGGACCAUUGCAAACGAGAAGUCGCAGAACCGAGGGACGUUUUAGUAGGUGAGACGGUGCUCAGUUUACUGGUAACUGAAAAAUGGCUGAUGCCAGUGAAUGUGUAUUUAAAAAGACAAACUUCAAAAGGAAAGCAGUGCGGGCCAGGAGAAAGAGUUCAGAUUCCUCUGAUAGCAGUGAACAAGUGGAGAUUGUCAAAAGGCAGAGAAGGACAGGGAAAGAAAAUCCCCUUAUACAAAAGACAAGCUUACAAAAAACCACAAAUGUCAGUAAGGAAGAGAGCGAUAGUUCAGAUGAAGGAGAUACUUUGACAGUUUCUUAUCGUUCAAAGCGAAAUGCUGAUCGAGAAGGUCCACAGGACAUGGGAGCAACAGCAAUUCUAGAAAUAGAAACUGAAGUUGAUAAAGAUGCUCAAGCUAUCUUUGAAAAUGCAGUACGUAUUAAUAAAGAACUGAAAGGAAAGGAAGAUGAUAAGGUUUACCGAGGUUUAAAUAAUUAUACUCAGUUUUAUGAAAAGAAGGACACUGCUCAGGGCAACGCAAGUAGUGGAAUGGUUCGCAAAGGUCCUAUUAGAGCACCUGCUAACCUUAGGGCAACUGUAAGAUGGGAUUACCAACCAGACAUUUGUAAAGAUUAUAAAGAAACAGGAUUCUGUGGUUUUGGUGAUAGUUGUAAGUUCUUACAUGACAGAUCAGAUUAUAAGUAUGGUUGGCAGUUAGAACGUGAAAUGCAGGAAGGUACAUAUGGUGCAACAGAUGAUGAUCCUCAUCAAUAUGAAGUAGAUUCUGAUUCAGAAGGCCUCCCAUUUAAAUGCUUUAUUUGCAGGGGAUCAUUUGUGAAUCCUAUUGUCACAAAAUGUAACCAUUAUUUUUGUGAGAAAUGUGCCCUAACACAGUACAGGAAAAGUACACGAUGUUUCAUUUGCAACAAACAGACAAAUGGUGUUUUUAAUCCUGCUAAAGAGUUGAUAGCAAAAUUAAAUGCCGAAAAGAGAAAUACUGAAACAGCACAUGCAUGCCAAAACAGUGAUUCUGACUAAAUUGUAAAUAGAAUUAUUACAGGUAUUAUUACAGAACACAUUUAUGGGACCAUUAUUGCAAAAAUUGAAAAUGAAAGUUUUUCAGAGGUUUUCUUUGUCUGUCUGCUACAAUAACAGCAAGUAAAUAUAUGUGAAUAAUGGCAUACAAACAUCAUGAUAGAUGAUAAGGUAUAUACAUUGUGACUAGGCAAACAGUGCUAGCAACAAUUGUAUAAGGUGACACCUGGGAGCAAAGUCCGUGAUUUUGUGUUAUGAGAAUAGAUCUAAUGCAGGUUUAUCUUGCUCUUCAUCUGCGUGCUUAUUGGAGUACUAAGAUGAAACGAACAAUUCACUUAACCUCCUCCAAUCCUUUUUUGCAGAUCUCUUUCUUAUGAUUUACUUGUUGUUACGUAUGUGGUGAAACUGAGUACUGUUCUGAUAUCAGUAAAGGUGAUUAGCAUUCACAGUUAUGGUAGACGUUGAUGCCCAUGCAUCAGGGUCCAUAAAUGCAAAUGGUUUUUAUUACAUCGAUAUUCUUCAACUCAUUUAACCAGGUUUUGACAUAACUAUAAAGAUCAGAGAAUUGUAAUCAUUUCCACUUUAUUUUUCCAUUGUAGCUGCUGAAUGUAAAGGCAUUGGUACAUAAAUGUUUUUGUUUUGUGAACUUUACUUUUAGUAACUGUGAAUAGUAUAGUUCUUUUCUUCUCCUGCUUUCUUGUUCACACAACACAGUCAAACACGACCGUAUUAUUGUGCACAAGACCUCUCAAGUCCUAGAAUGGAACUGUAUUCCGUACAGUUACAGUGUUAGUUUUACUUUAAAGACAACUCCACAUGCAGACACAAACUGUGUUACUUAUUCUUUACGUGUACAUUGUAAAAAAUUGUUCCACAAUAAAAAUGAUGUAAUAAAAGUAUGCGACCUAUUC
Messenger RNA from Schistocerca cancellata (South American locust), 2089 nucleotides. RefSeq names its product E3 ubiquitin-protein ligase RNF113A (gene mdlc). The record is from RefSeq and is a predicted model, not a curated record. Gene Ontology annotation, biological process: snoRNA splicing. Gene Ontology annotation, cellular component: U2-type spliceosomal complex. Bases 225 to 1181 code for a protein of 318 amino acids. The transcript is spliced from 2 exons. Lineage: Eukaryota; Metazoa; Arthropoda; Insecta; Orthoptera; Acrididae. Gene Ontology annotation, molecular function: metal ion binding.